CUUGCCCGUUUGCCCUACUUCCCCGGGCAUUGUUCUCUCCCACACUGCUAUUCAAGUUUCGAUCUCAUAUAUCCUCGUUCACUCGCCGUUUGCUCCCCCUUGUUCACUAUCCUUCAGCUGUUGUAACGAUGCCCCGAAGACCCAGAAGGCGUAGCCAACAUUUGAAAUCUCGGCCUUUGACAUUCUCGCGUUUCGCUCGUUCAGUAGCCCAAAUGGCCUCUACUUCCAAGUCUAAUAAAAAAUCUUAUCGAAGCUUUGCAGUUUCUAAGUCUCUAAGCCACUGCCCAGGCUAUGGAUUGGCUAAGCACACUUUGGAGGAGAAGACAGAGCAAUCUGAGUCAUCUGAUGAAGAGUUUGAAGGUGUUGUCCAAGCUGAUUUUUCCUUCUUUGAUCCUAAACCUGGUGACUUUCAUGGAGUAAAGAACUUGCUCCAAACUUACCUGGAUGAUAAACAAUGGGAUCUGAGUGGCUUUGUUGACUUAAUCUUGGAACAGACCACAGUGGGCACUGUUGUAAAAGUAGAGGAUGAUGAGGAUGAGGGGCUUUUUGCUGUUGUGACUGCUCUGAACUUAUGGAGAUACAGGGAGCAAAAAUGUAUCGAGGAACUGAAGGAUUUCCUACUUAAAGUGUGCAAAGAAAAGGGCACAUUUGAUCAAUUGAAACUUCUUUUGGGGGAACAAGCACAUGAUGUUGGUCUUCUGGUAUCCCAGCGCGUAGUGAAUCUUCCUCUCCAGCUUUUACCACAUCUUUAUGAUGCCCUUUUUGAUGAAGUGUCAUGGGCGACAGAAGAUGAGCCAACAGAGGAGCUUCGUAAUUCCUUCAAGUUAACACAUUAUAUAAUAUAUAGUAAAAUUUACAAGGUAAAACCACAGCAUAAGAAUGCAGAGCAAAAUCGAAAACUGAACAAGGAUGAUGAUAAUGCAGUAAUAUAUAUAAAGCCUGAGGACGAACUUUUUCACAAGUUGAGCUCCUGGUUUUUCUAUUUUCCAUUGCAAACUUCACAGCCUGAAACUCGUGAGCUAAAGAAUUACAUGUCAGUGGGAUUGGUCAUGGCUGUUGAAGCAGGCAAAAUUCCCACAUUUCGGCAAGAAUUGCGGUCUCUAAUGAGUGAACCCUGAUGCGAACCAUUAGGUGCCCUGGAUUUCGAGCAAUGCAGUCAAACUUCUGAUUCAUCCUGAUCUGGUCCAACGUGCCAAAUUAUAAUAUUAUUUUUUCUUUGUCAUGGGCUUUAGGCACUUUUAAGAACUUACUCUUCUACAUUAGCCUGAUAUAUUUAAAAUUUUGCUCAGAGAGAAACGAACUUAAAUUGAUAAAUUAAGUUCACCCCAGUUUAUGGCCCUUUUUGUUCUUACGGUUCCUCAUGACCCGAUAGUUGUGGACAAAUAUUUUCUGGGUUUCACCCUUGAAAGCAUAGCGAGAUAUGUUACACGUUCUACAA
Molecule: messenger RNA, 1438 nt
Organism: Neltuma alba
Lineage: Eukaryota; Viridiplantae; Streptophyta; Magnoliopsida; Fabales; Fabaceae
Product: protein BCCIP homolog
Exons: 9
Coding region: 129-1118 (329 amino acids)
Cellular component (GO): nucleus
Source: RefSeq, a predicted model, not a curated record